CCCACGAGUGCUCAUUUCAAAGUCUCGAGUAAGACGGUGUUACUUAAUGUUUGAAACUUUGUAAAGGGUGGUGACUUUUUUCUCACAGCAUGUAUAUGUUAUAAUAUGAUCUACUGACACAUUUGGAUUGUAUAUGUAUAGAAUUUGCUUUUUGUAAUUGGGAACGUUUAACUCUAUAGUUUUCACCCGCGAAUGUACUGCGUAACUGCCGUGGGAUUUUGUUUUACGCAUAGUGGUUUCUCGCCAGUACAAUGAAUGAACAUCACCUCUUUGGUUCUCAAGACAAUUAUGGUUUGAAUUUGGACACAGCAGCACUUACACACCAUGGAGUACAGUUUGCCAUACACAGUAAUGGUAACUUUGUUAGUUCCCAGCAAGGUCGAGGAAUUAAAAGAACUAACCAUGAACUGCCACCACACUUAAAUACAGUCCACUACCUCAUAAAUGGCCACAUGGCUCAAGCAGGGGUUGAAAAUCCUGUGGACUUAUCAAAUGGACGUAUAUCCAUCAAUGGAUUGAGUGAAAGUGAAAAUCAGUACGAAACCGAUGAUAGACAAUCCCAAUCACAGUAUAGACACAGUGGUGUGCGUGUAGGCAUUCCGGAUCAAUCACAUGAUGCAACUUCACAUUUAUUUACGGGUUCACUCACACCUCCUGACAAACUUAAUGGAGACCUUGUUCCUAUGUCCACUACCAGUCCCCUCAGUAUCAGUACUAUUGGUCCCCCCAUGCAAGCCCCACCUAGCCCAUUACCUACCCCCUCUCCACCCAUGCGACACCCGUCAGACGGAUCCGGAUUAAGAGUUCCAAGUUAUGAACAGUCUCAUCAUAGCUUAAGAAAAGAUCAGAGAUUAACAAGAGAAGCAAUGCGAAAAUAUUUACGAGACAGAAGCGAUCAAAUAUUAGUAAUUCUCCAUGCUAAAGUCGCUCAAAAAUCCUAUGGGAAUGAAAAAAGGUUUUUCUGUCCACCUCCGUGUAUAUAUUUAUUUGGGAAGGGAUGGAAGAGAAAACACGAGCAAAUGGAAGGUGAAGGUUGUACGAAAGAAGAAGCCCAAGUCUGUGCUUUUAUGGGUAUAGGUAAUUCAGAUCAAGAAAUGGUACAACUUCACUUAGAAGACAAGGAUUACUGUGCUGCCAAAACUUUGUACAUAUCAGACUCAGACAAAAGAAAACAUUUUAUGUUGUCUGUGAAAAUGUUUUAUGGCAACGGACAAGACAUUGGCUUAUUUCUGGGAAAAAGGAUAAAAGUGAUAUCAAAACCUUCCAAGAAAAAGCAGUCUUUAAAAAAUGCAGAAUUGUGCAUAGCUUCUGGGACCAAAGUGGCUUUGUUCAACCGUUUACGUUCUCAAACUGUUAGUACCCGCUACUUACAUGUAGAAAGCUAUAAUGGAAAAUGUAACUUCCAUGCUAGCUCAACACAGUGGGGUGCAUUUACCAUUCAUUUAUUGGAUGAUAAUGAAGGGGAAUCAGAAGAAUUUACUGUAAGAGAUGGCUAUAUUCACUAUGGCAGCACAGUCAAAUUAGUUUGUUCUGUAACUGGCAUGGCACUACCUCGAUUGGUUAUACGUAAAGUUGAUAAACAGACAGCAUUAUUAGAUGCUGAUGACCCGGUGUCCCAAUUACAUAAAUGUGCAUUUUAUCUGAAAGAUACUGAACGCAUGUACCUCUGUCUUUCUCAGGAGAGAAUUAUCCAGUUUCAGGCCACACCUUGUCCAAAAGAACCUAAUAAAGAGAUGAUCAAUGAUGGUGCUUCAUGGACUAUUAUUAGUACUGAUAAAGCAGAAUAUACCUUUUACGAAGGAAUGGGUCCUGUGAAAAAUUCCUUAACACCAGUUCCAGUAGUAAAUAGCUUACAUUUAAAUGGAGGAGGUGAUGUGGCUAUGUUGGAACUUAAUGGUGAAAAUUUUAAUCCUUCGUUAAAAGUGUGGUUUGGUGAUGUAGAAGCAGAAACCAUGUUUAGGGCAGAAGACAGUAUGUUAUGUGUGGUACCAGAUAUUUCAGCUUUCCGCGCAGGGUGGAAGUGGGUGCGACAACCCUUACAAGCGCCAGUAUCAUUAGUACGAACAGAUGGUGUAAUAUAUGCCACCGGUCUUACAUUCACAUAUACCCCAGAACCUGGCCCCAGGCAGCAUUGUAAAGAUAUGGAAAGAUUAGUGGGGCGAACCUCAUCAGCCAGUCCUGAUUCUACCUCACACAGUACCUUGUGAUUUGGGACUGUUCUAAUGUAUCAAACUUUAUGAAAAAAAAAACAUUGGGACAUAGACUAUAGGAUACCAUAUGGGUUUCACAAUGUAUACAACAGUGUGCUUCACAACAGUUUUAUUAAACACCAGUACACUGGUUAAUAACAACUACAAACAAAUAUAGUGCUGUUUAUAACAACUUCAGGAAUGAGUGCUGUUUAAAAUGUUGUUUUAAAGACUUGAUAAAGAAAAGAACAACUAUCGGAUACAGUACUGUGACAAAUAUAGAAUACCAUUGUUUUUAUUAUUAUUAUUAUUACAUUCUUAGAAGACAGUUCAACUUACAUCAACAUAAGAAAUUCAAGAAGUUCUGUGAACUGUGCGGUUUUAGACUGAAAUAUGCAUAGUGCUGUUGAAAACAUUAAGACACAGUGUGCUUCUUCACCAAAAAGCUGGGAUUAUAUGUGGUUUAAACCUGCAUUUAAUACUAAGAAAAACACACUUUCAUACUUUUUCUUUAUUCAAAUCCAGGAAUAUUCUUUGGCCGUCAUUGUAUUAAACAAAUCAUCUUUAGAGUAUAUUUUAAUCUCUUGUGUUAGGAUUCUGUUUGCCUUUUUUUUAAGUUCAAUUAUAGAGAUACGUUUAUCAUUCACAAUUCUUUAAUAAUUAUUUUAAGUAAAAACCUGUAAAAAUUCCAUAUGUGUUAUUUGAACACCUCAAGAAAAUGUGCUAUUAUAAAAUCAAGUGAAAAAGUUCGGUUUGUUAUAGAUUUUGUUUGUUAUUUGUUCACCAGAAAUAUUAGAUUGUUUCCUUUUUUGUUUUCCUUUCUGUGAAGGGUGUGAAUUUAAUAUUCAUUCACACAAACUUGGAGCAAAAUUUUUGUUAUAGUUUUUUAUGAAUUAAAUAUGUAAACGAAAUUUAAAAAUGUACAUGUAGGAGGGUGGGAGGAAAAUAUUAUAUAUAGGUUUACAACAAGGAGCGUCACUAUUACCACCUAAAUCACUUUUAUUAAUAAAUCAAAAUGUUUCCACUUUUAACGACAUGCCUAGAUUAUUGGGGGUGAUUUUUAUUAUUGGCACUUUGACUGGAAUAUAUACACCAUCAAAUAUAUUAUAUAUAUAUUAUGUUACUUUUUUUGUCUUCAAAUGUAUAGUAUUUGAAUUUUUUUCGGUGACAAUCAAUAAAUACCAUCAUUUUAUUAUAUAGAUAUUGAAUAUAUUUACAUAAACACUACAUAUACAUAUAUCAUUAUAAAAUUGGCUUGUACAAAAAGCCCUUUAUUGAUCUUAGAAAUAUUUAAUAUAUCUUUGUACAAAGGAAUGUAUGAAAUCAAAAUGGCAUUAAUAAUUUUUUUUUUUAUUAUAAUUUUAAGUUUUAGGAAAAAUCUAUAAUAAUAGUUUAUAACAAAAAAAAGGUGACUUCUUGUUGAUAUCUAGAAGUUAAGAAUUUCUACUUAAAGUGGUUCAUAUUAAAAACCUAUGAAAUGUGCUAUAUAAGAAAGAAAAAGGUUAAUUUGUGCCUUGUUUAUUUGUGCUAUGGUUAAUAAUUAAAGUGCCUUUUAAAGGUCUCUGUGUAGGAUAUUUUAUAUCUCUCUAUGGUUAAUGUAUUUACUGUAUAUAUUUCAUUAUUAAAAGCACAAAACUCAAACCA
Patella vulgata (common limpet) is the source of this 3833-nucleotide messenger RNA. RefSeq names its product recombining binding protein suppressor of hairless. Gene Ontology annotation, molecular function: DNA-binding transcription activator activity, RNA polymerase II-specific; RNA polymerase II cis-regulatory region sequence-specific DNA binding. The transcript is spliced from 14 exons. The record is from RefSeq and is a predicted model, not a curated record. The coding region runs from base 252 to 2207 and encodes 651 amino acids. NCBI's taxonomy places the organism in Eukaryota, Metazoa, Mollusca, Gastropoda, Patellidae. Gene Ontology annotation, cellular component: nucleus. Gene Ontology annotation, biological process: regulation of transcription by RNA polymerase II.